AUGAACGAUCAUUGCAGUUUAAAAGACGAUCCCGAAGACAUCAAAGCGACGGGAAUCAUUCUAAAGCAUCGCAAGGGCAGCUCCGAACCGGAAGUUGUCCUACCAGCAAUCAAGCAAUCAAUCAGCGCACACAAAAUCGGUGAAGAAAGAAGAACCGGCAAAAUUACCGGUCGCGGCGGGUGCGCCAAAUAUUGCGGCAACGCACCUACAUCCGGCAACAUUUCGUUCUCCAGCUUCCGCCAAUCUUUCACCUCCAAUGUCAAUUACUUGAAACGAAGGAAAAAUCAAAUUUCCCGCAGAUUCUCGUCGGGAGAUCUCAGCUCGGAGCUAGAUGACGACGACACCAGCUCCGGGCUGACCUCCGUCAGCCAGCAGGACUCCGUGCAGUCUUAUCAGGGCACCGCCUCAUCCGAGAGGCCCCUGCAGUCCCAACCGACACCCGCGCCACCCCCCAGCCAGCCCCCGAUCCCCGGAGCCCCACCCUCUGGGGCACAGCAGCCGGCAGGAGGCGACUUGAGUCUCAAUCUGCGUCCAGGAUCACGGACCACCAGCGCCCCCUCAUCCCCCGCUAAAACCAGGGAGAGUCUUUUGCAGAGGGUUCAGAGCCUGACUGGAGCUGCUCGGGAUCAGGGUGCUUCGAUCUUGGGGGCCGCAGUUUCCGGGGCAACGCGUGGUCCCUCCUACAACAAAGAUCGCUGCUUCACUCUGCUAGUGGUGGACGACCAGAACACCGAUUGGAGUAAAUACUUCCGAGGACGUCGGCUCCAUGGAGACUACGAGAUCCGGGUCGAGCAAGCCGAGUUCCGGGAGCUUUCGCUCACCGCAAGCGAGGCAGGAACGAUCGUCUCCAUGGCGGUAUUUCGAAAUGGGACAAAAGUGAUUCGAUCCUUCAAACCGGACUUUGUGCUGGUUCGUCAAAAUCUCCGAGACGCUGGCGAAGACUACAAAAACUUGUUACUGGGAUUAAUGUACGGAGGUGUGCCGAGCGUCAACAACUUGACGGCCAUCUACAACUUCCAGGACAAACCGUGGGUCUUCGCGCACCUGCUUGGGCUGCAGCGCCAUUUGGGACGAGACAACUUCCCACUUAUCGAGCAAACCUAUUAUCCCAACCACCGCGAAAUGGUGACUGCAUCGAAAUACCCAGUCGUGGUGAAGCUCGGACACGCGCACGGGGGAGUCGGAAAAGCUCGUGCAGAGACCAGCCAGGAAUUCGCAGAUCUUGCAUCACUCGCAGCCUUGUCAAACGCGUACGCAACAGCUGAGCCGUACAUCGACACGAAGUACGACGUCCACCUGCAGAAGAUCGGGAACAACUACAAGGCCUUUAUGCGCAAAAGCAUCAGCGGUAAUUGGAAGUCCAACACCGGAUCAGCGAUGCUGGAACAGCUGGCAGUCAUCGAUCGAUAUCGAGCGUGGGUGGAUCAAGUUUCUCAGCUAUUCGGAGGCUUGGAUAUUUGUGCUAUCGAGCUGGUUGUUGGCAAGGACGGACGCGAGUUCAUUAUUGAGGUAAACGACAGCGCGUUGUCUCUGAUGGGCGACUCUCAGGAGGAAGACCGACGCCAUAUCGCCGACCUCGUCACUUCGAAGAUGCAGGCUUGCUGUCGAUUGCCGAGCGCACUCACCAAGACCACAUCUCGGGGCUCCGUUUCCAGCUCGAGUCAAGCGACAAGUCCCGUUGACGAACGAUCGACUCCGCUACCGCCUACCAUGGCUUCGCAUGGGAGUAUGAGCUCCAUGACGAGCAUGGGCAGCGUCGGAUCGAUGGGUUCGACAACAGCCCUUGCCGGCGACGUCACAACUUCUGACAGCCAUCAUCAACUUCAGCGUCGUGAUUCUCAAGCAUCGCAGUCGAGCACCGUGAGUAGCGCUCCAUCGGUUGGUCGUCGUCCGGAGGACCCACCACUAUCUCGAGUACCGUUCCACCGUCAGGGUAGUCAAACACAAGUCCAGGGUGAGGACACCGAGGACACGAUGAAAAAUCUACGGAAAACUUUUGCCGGUAUUUUCGGUGAUAUGUAAGCAACGGAGUGAACCGUUUCUCAAGUAAGUACACAAAUUUGUCGAAGCUAUGUGGGGAAAUUUUGUUUCAGAAGAACGACUUGUCCAUUUCUGUGUUAAGGGAACAGUUACGAUACAUCCCUGCACGACCCAGGUGAUUGCUGAAACCGUUAUUCCUUGGGAAAUACGAGGUUGGGACACUAUGAACCGUUGGCGAGUACCACCCAUAAUCCAUCGAUGUGCUCCUGUAGCAGGGGUGAGGAAGGGUGCAGUCGUCCUGGCGGUAGCCUUGGAAUACUCCUGGGAACAUAUAAUGUAAUUGGAUUUAAGUUUCUGGAAUAAAUCAGAGAGGAAAAGUUUUAUCAUGGACCACUUAAGGCAGCCUCUUUUUCAACUUUCGCCCACGUUUCCCACACGUUGGGGGCUAAAACGGUGAUGUUUUCAAACCACGGAAGAGCUGGAGAUAGGAUUCUGGGGACGCGAGGAGCGGAGGCCAACUUGUAAAGUUUCGAGCGUACGACACGCGCGUGACGUGCCGGAUCCUAGCUUUCCGAGUUAGGAAUGCUGUUAGGGCAACUGAUAGUAAAUACGACCUAUUAAUAACCAGUUGAUUCUCCGACAAGCGCGUUAGGCGGCUCUUGGUUUCUGUAGUUAGUCCGUAGCGAGUAGCGGGAGAACAUGUCAACGUUUAAGAGCCAUGUAAUAGUUACUUAACUCCUAACUGAAUUCGAAUGAAAAUACGACUGCAUCAUG
Messenger RNA from Diprion similis, 2754 nucleotides. RefSeq names its product synapsin (gene Syn). Gene Ontology annotation, molecular function: metal ion binding; ATP binding. Gene Ontology annotation, biological process: neurotransmitter secretion. The coding region runs from base 1 to 2022 and encodes 673 amino acids. The record is from RefSeq and is a predicted model, not a curated record. The transcript is spliced from 12 exons. Lineage: Eukaryota; Metazoa; Arthropoda; Insecta; Hymenoptera; Diprionidae. Gene Ontology annotation, cellular component: synaptic vesicle membrane; synaptic vesicle.